Aspergillus pseudotamarii is the source of this 1665-nucleotide messenger RNA. Its product is annotated as FAD/FMN-containing protein. NCBI's taxonomy places the organism in Eukaryota, Fungi, Ascomycota, Eurotiomycetes, Eurotiales, Aspergillaceae. The transcript has 8 exons. Gene Ontology annotation, molecular function: FAD binding; oxidoreductase activity. The record is from RefSeq and is a predicted model, not a curated record. Bases 1 to 1665 code for a protein of 554 amino acids.
AUGCUCCAACACAUCCUCACGGCCGUCGGCUUUCUCUCCGUCGCAACCGACGCACAAACGCAACCCCGGCGCCGAUGUGCCUACGGAGACGACUGCUGGCCAGAUAGUCAAUCAUGGAAUGACUUUAACGCCACCGUUGGUGGAAGACUGAUUCGCUCCGUACCCUCUGCAGCGGUGUGCCACACUGAGCGGUACAAUGCAGAGAAAUGCACCGUCGCAAAGGAUAGCUGGCUGGAUAGCUUCUGGAGAACGAACCAGACAGGAGCAUAUGCUGCUACUGUAUGGGAAAUGGGACCGACCGGACAGUGUUUUAUUAAUACAUCUGUCAGUGCGCCGUGCGACCAAGGGAUAGUUCCGUAUUAUAUGGUCCGUGCGGGGAGUGUGGAGGAUAUCCAGGCCUCUGUCAAAUUUGCAAGUGAGAAGGAUCUCUUGCUGGUGACGAAGAAUACUGGCCAUGAUCACCUCGGCCGCUCAAGCGGGAAAGGGUCGUUUGGAAUAUGGACGCAUAAUUUGAAGGGCAUCGACUUCCACGAUUCAUUCACGUCCCAGGGUGCACCGGCUGAUACUAGUGGUAUAUCCGCGGUAACCUUGCAGGCGGGUGAGCAAUGGUUUGACGUGUACCAAGCCGCCGCAAAACAAGGAGUGUUGGUCGUUGGUGGUUCGGCGCGCACUGUUGGUGCUGCUGGAGGAUAUGUCCUUGGGGGUGGUCAUUCGCCCUUUGCGCAUUAUUAUGGGCUUGCAGCAGAUAAUCUCCUCGAAAUGACCAUUGUUUCCGCUGAUGGUGAACACCGAGUGCUUAAUACCUACACAGAUCCGGAUUAUUUUUGGGCUGUUCGAGGUGGUGGUGGAAGCGCCUGGGGGGUCGUCACAUCGGUCACCUAUAAAACUCAUCCAGUCCCGCAGAACCUCACAAUGGGACUAGUCCAAUUGAACGCAACGAACACAUCUAGCUUCAAACGUGUCAUAGCGGAAUCUGUCAAGCUGCUACCGGCUAUCACAGAAGCGGGCUACACAGGAUACGGGACGCUAGAAAGUGGUUUCGCCGCUCUCUUCCUUAAGCCCAACGGUACAAUCGCAGAUUUCAAUCAAACGUUUGCUCCAUUCUUUAAUCUGUCCCGGCUUCCAGGGAUCCAGGGAGAGGUCGCCGCGUAUCCGUCGACCUGGGACGGAUACGUAAAAACCUUCCUUCAAGACCCUAACAUCGGAACGAACAUUCAGGACACAUCCCGAUUGCUGACAACUGAGGUGAUUCAGAAAAAGGCGGAAGAGUUGGCAGAGUUUUUAGUUAGUAACAAGCGAGGGGCAGGGUUCAAUUUCAUUGGUAAAGUCAAUAACGAUGAGCGCGACAAUACUGCCGUGCAUGACGUCUGGAAACACAGCCACGGUCUUCUGAGCGUGUCUGUGGAUUGGGCAGAUACCGCCACAGACAGCGAAAAACAGGAAAAGCGGCAUCACGCUGUACAGUUGAGCAAACGACUUACAGGAAUAGUCGGCUCAGAGGGAGGUACAUAUGUGAAUGAAGCCAAUCCAUACGAACCCGACUGGCAAAAUGUCUUUUGGGGAAGGAAGUACGACCGGCUGCUGGCGAUCAAGCAACGAGUGGAUCCCACACAGUUGUUUGUGUGCAACCGUUGUGUCGGCACUGACGUCGUGAUCCAGCCAUAA